GUCCAAUUGGCUAGACCUGGUGGAGCAGGCACUGGUGGGAUUAGCGGACGAAGUAAGAUUCUAGCGAAUUAUGAGAUACGUCCUGCAUAGCCACCAUCAAGAGGUGGGUAGAGUGGUGGACGCCGCGAAUGGCAGCUGGGCAAGGUUCAGGGACCUGAUGUUAAGAAAGUAUAGGCUAGGGGAUGGGUUGCUGACCAUGGCGGACCUGGAGGCCAUGAAGAAGGAAGACUUCUCCACGAUCGGGGCCUUUGUGCAUGAAUUCAAGAAAAAGGCGAGGAAAGUGCACGGGAUUUCUGAGGAGGCGCAGUGCGUCACAUUUCUGGGGCUGCUUUCAGGCACGGAGGCCUCAGAGUUGACAAAGCAUGGGGAGCGGAGUGAAAAGCUCACUUGGGCGACUGUUGACAAAGGAGUGGAAGAAGGGAGUCUGGACCAGGUGGAGCAGCACCAAAUGCGGCUGCAAAGGCGUAAGAGGAAGGAAAGGGAUGCUACCGCAUCCGGGACCCCAGGGGUAAAGAGGAUAGUCACGGACGUGCUGGCGGCGAAGAAGUACGCAGUCCGGCUCGAGGAGGGUUUUGACGUGGAGCGAAUGAUGGACAAGCUCCUGGAGGGUCACAAUGAUUUGAUGAAUUUAAAAGACAUCUUGGCAUCAGCACCAAGGCUCCGUGGUGAAUUGAAAGGGCGACUCUCGUGGAGGUUAGUGCCUAAUGUCCAUCUGAGUACGAUCCUGCCCCGGGAAAUAGAGUGGACAGAGGCGGGCACAAGGAUGGAGUGGAAGUGUGUGGCUUGUGGGCUGGUGGAUCUGAAGGUGAUGGAUCAACCGAGUAUUGCAAUGGUGAACACGGGCGUUGAGAUGAAUAUUAUCCAGGAGCGGGAUGUGACCAUGCUAGGGAUGGAGGUAGACCACUCGGAUCAUGGUGUGUUGCAUGGCGCCAACUGCAAGGCAAUUUUUUGCGGCACCGUGUCUAACGUGAUGGUGGAAAUUGGGAGGGUAAGGGAACGAAUGUGUUUUUUCGUCAUGCCCGAUGUUGAUCACCCAAUUCUUCUGGGGAGGUCGUUCCUCUGCCGAACAAAGACCUUGGUCUUCAACAGGUAUGAGGGGACGAUGAUCCUGGCUCUAUCCGACCCGGCCUGCAAGAACUACGAGAUUAUCAAGUGCCGGAAUACGGGACCCGGAAGUGGGAGGAACAUGCUCAACCUCGGCUCCUUUACCUUCGAGGAGUCCGAGUACGCGCGACGAAGACUACGGGAGGAGCAAGAGGAGGAGGAAACGGUCGAGGUAUUGUCUUUGAGCCCUAAUGAUGUAAAUGAGGCGAUGGAGGUGGUGGCGGCGCAUGAUAUGGCGGACCCUGAGGCCAUAAAGGCAUUGAGAGAGCAGGUUCUGGGUCUGCUAGAAGAACACAACCUGACGGCGAGCGGCCCCAAGUCGAAGCACUGUAUGAGGGAGGCCACGAUUCUGGGCUUUGUCUGUAAUGAGAAGGGGCGGAGGCCAGAUGUGAAGAAAACAGACAAGAUCCUAGAGAGGCCAGUGCCCUUUCAAUCGAUAACGGACAUGAGGAACUUUCUUGGGACCUGUGGGUUUUGGAGGAGUUUUGUGAAGGACUUCGCCACCAAAAUGGAGCAGUUGAGGAAGCUGGUGCGUCAGGAUCAGGAAUGGGUCUGGGGCGAAGACCAGGAAAAGGCUGUGGAAAGGAUGAAGGGACAGUUUAAGGAAGGAGGCUUGGUGCUGGGAGCGCCAAAUUAUGAGGCCACGGAGGAUAAGCCAUUCGUUGUCGAGACGGACGUUGGGCCAACAGCCCUAGGAGGGGUCCUGAUUCAAGCAGAUGUGGAUGGGAAGGAGAGGCCGCUAAGGUUUGAAAGUCGUACCCUUAACAUGACUGAGAGGAACUACUCUCAGUUUAAGAAGGAGACGCUGGCGGUGCUCCAUUGCCUGAGGACCUUCCGGAACUAUAUCUUUAACAGGAGGCUCAUUUUGAGGGUGGACCCUACUGCGCUUGCAUGUUCCCUAAAGAGUUAUACUCCAUCUGACCCAACCAUCGCAAGAUGGCUGACCUACAUUUGGAUGUUUAACUUUGAGCUGGAAAGAAUCCCAGGGGACAAGAACAGGGCAGAUGGGCUGAGCCGUAUCAACUGGGAUGGGGCGAACCAGGAGUCAAUUGAGGACACCCCGCCCGUUGAUGGGUUCCUGGAUCAAGAGGAAGACGUCCGCCUUUACAUAAACGAAUGGUCGUUGGGGGUGCCUAGCUGCGUCACCCACCCCAUAUGGCUAGCGCCAAAGGGGUACGAGCGAAGGGAGGAAUCGGUCCUCAAACCCUUCCAGGAAGAGGAUCCGUGGGGGAGCAAGGACGUUGGCUGGAUGAUGGAAUUGGCAUUGGCGGGCACACACAAUUUGGCUGUGGAGGUAAGGAUGAUUGAGGAGGGCCCUACCCAAGUUGAGAAGCAUGAGCAGUUGAUGGGAGGGAUGUAUCUCCUCACGAACACACUCCUACAGGGAGACUUCGACCGAAGGGGUUCACUGAACCCAGUUGAAGGCGAAGGUCCGGUACCCGAAAGCCAGGACGAUGAGUUCGAGGAAGGAGAGAUCAAGGACGCAUUUCGGGCGGAGGAGUACGACGGAAUCUAUCUGGAGUUGGGGCUACUCCUAUCCUGCGAGAUGAGGGAUAGGGAUGCGGGCGCGAAGGCGCAGAAGAUGCGACAUCUCUAUGUCGUAAGGGAUGACCAUUUGUUUAUUAAGCGGCAGGUCGGGAAUCCUAAAAGGAUUGUGUGUGGGAGGAACCGGCAAAUCGAUAUUAUAGCCGCCCUACAUGAUGGCAUAGCGAGAGGGCACAAAGGGAUAGGUGCCACGUGUUCCAAGAUAAGCGAGUUAUACCAUUGGGAUGGGAUGCUAACUAUGGUCAUCAAGUACUGCCAGUCCUGCGUACCCUGUCAGGAAAGGUCAGCGCAAAGGCCAAGGGAGCCCCUACACCCAAGGCUGGAGACGGAGGUGGGAGCAGUCGUGCACCUGGACCUGCUGUUCAUGCCGGUCGUGGAGGCUGGAAGUAAUUACAUCUUCGAUGCGCGCGAUAAUCUUACUGGGUUCGUGGACGGUUGGGCUAUUCGUACAAAGACCGACCCAGUUCUAACUAGGUGCAUCGAAGAGUACUACCUGCGCUACCCCUUUGUCAGAGAAUUCGUGAUGGAUCGGGGUUCGGAGUUCACCUGCAAUGAGGUGCGGACGUUGCUCGCAGGGUAUGGCAUGGUGGCAAAUUAUACCACGGUCGUGCACCCCCAGGCGAACGCACCUGUGGAAAGGGGUUAUAGUACCAUCACGAACCUCCUUGCCAAAUGGAUUGAAGGGAGGCCUAACCAGUGGCCAAAGUUUCUGAGAGCAGCCUUCUUCGAGGAGAAUGUUACAGUGAAAAGGACUACCAAGUCUGACUUUUCGAAGGCAGCCAUGCAGAGGGGCGGGAGGGAUGCACGGCCACGGCAGGGCCCCCAGAGGAUAUCCGGGAGAGGCGAGCAGCACGGGCCGCCUAGGAGAGAGCCUACGCCGGAGUUCGAUGAUGACAACAUAGAGCUCUUCCUGGACGUGUAUCGGGAUCAUGGGGCACAGAGAGGGUGGUCGGUGGCAGAGAGGAUCCACCAUUUGAGGGGGAUAGGGCGGUUUGAGGAGCCGGUGGCUCAGAUAUGCGAGGAGGUCUUGACCUGGACAGACGUGGAGGCCGGGAUGCAGAGGUUGAGAGCUUCCCCUAGAGGACGUGAUGGCAUGCCCAUUCGAUUGGAGGAGGGGAAUGCGGAGGAGUUUAUUCCCGCAUACGAGCAUUAUAUGCUGAUUGAGUUUCGGCGGAUUACGAGCGAGGAGCUGAGGCCGCCUUCACCGUCGCCAUUGGGGCAGGAGCCGGACAUACCAGGGGAGACGCCAUUCCGGACCUUAGCGACUCACCUUGACGUGUCUCGAUGGGAAGCCUACCGGUUGGGGGAGGGCUCAACUGAGUCGGCGCGCUAUGUACCAUUAGAGGAGCCUCUGGACCUCGAGACGGAGACGGAUAUGCGAGACCGAGAGGAGCCGCAGGGUCCUGAGAUGGCAGCCGAGCAGCUGGACCCGGUACGACCUCAGGUUGAGGAGGUGAUCACGGUCGGAGACGAUACCCCUCCAUGCACCCCAGCCCCAGAGCCAGCGCAGCAGUCCUGGCCAGAGGAGGUUCCUGAGCCGGAUAGUGAGGAGGUCCUAGAGCUUUCCCCUGAGACCGCCACUAUACCCGAGCAGGAGGCUGAGAUGGAGGAUCAGGGAGCGUGUGAGAGAGCGAGGAUGGAGGUACUCCUUGACUUGCCAUUGGCCACACAUGCGACCGAGAGCCCAGUUAUCGGGGGACCUGCUCCAGUGGAGUCAUUGCCAGCAUUGCCAUGCGCGAGCGAGAGGGUGAGGGCCGAGGCGCCAACUCCAGAAGGCCAGGGGCCGCGAGUGGAGAGAGCCCCAAGGGAAACCCGCGAAGAGAAGUCCGCCAGAGUGCGAGCCCGUCUGGAUGAAAUACACGCGAGGCAGGCUGAGAUGGAGGCGGCAGGGAUAAAACCGACGCCGCCGGUCGAGCCCAAGACGACUGAGCAGAGGAUCGACAAGUUGUGGGCCAGAUACGAGAGCCAGAGGGAUGCAGCCCGCCGGAGAUCGCGAGAGGCAGGACAGGCGGACGAGGGGGUGGACGCGCUGCGGGAGAUGGGGGACUUGGGGUUCUCUGCGACUAGGAUGGCGAUCGAUCUCGUGGAUAGGAAAAUGCGCGAGGUGGCGGUUACGUCUUUCCAGCGGUAUAGUCUACUCAGCGAUGAGCUCACGGUCAGGAGGUUGGAGGUAGAGCACCUAACUACCCAGCUUGCGGAAGAGAGAGCGAGGAGACAGGCUAGAGAGGUUGAGUGGGAGAGGAGAUUUAGGGAGAUGGCAGCCGUCGUGGACAGGCUUUCAGCAGCCGGGGAGGCUGGUCAGGCAGAACGAGCCAGUGUCAAGGUCCAGGGUCGAGAGGCUCGGGUUUCGCCAGGCCAGGGGGUGGCAGCAGAGUCCCCUCGACAAGGAGGGCCAAUAGAGGAGGUGCCUCUGGAUUCGGCCAAGGAGGAGGGUGGCGCACAGGAGUCGCUUAUGGCUAUGUCCAUGAAGAGGAGGGGCUCGAGGUUGCAUGAGCUGGCGGCAGCCAUGGGGAUAGGUACUCCACAGGAGAGGCCUCAAAGACUUGAUACUCCAAAAUACGCCCCGGGGCUGGGAGAGUUGAGGGCGGAGUUGGGCUCCUGGGCCACAGGGAUGGACUCAGGCUGACCUGACUCAGGGCGGCAGCCGCGGCAGGAGGUCAUGAGUGAGCCUGCCGCCAUGGCGGGCUCUCAGCCGUCAUGAUC
Molecule: messenger RNA, 5352 nt
Organism: Chara braunii
Lineage: Eukaryota; Viridiplantae; Streptophyta; Charophyceae; Charales; Characeae
Source: the annotation of a GenBank genome assembly